AUGAGUUUGAUGUCGAACGUUGAGUUGAUAAUCAUAGCUUUAGUGGUUGUGGGUAUCAGCAAGUGGUUGCACCGAUGGUAUAACCCAAAAAUUAAGUGCAAUGGCAUGCUACCUCCGGGGUCAAUGGGCUUUCCGAUCAUCGGAGAGACAAUUGAAUUCUUUAAGCCUUGUGGACAGCUCGAGAUCCCACCCUUUUUUCAGAAGAGGAUGCUAAGGUACGGCUCGUUGUUUCGGACCAACAUUAUGGGUUCCAAGACGGUGAUCUCGACAGACUCAGAUGUUAUCUUCGAGAUUUUCCGGCAAGAGAAUCAGUCGUUCGUGCUUAGCUAUCCGGAUAUUUUUGUCAAGGUUAUUGGAAAAGAUAACUUGUUCUUCAAGACAGGGAACAUCCACAAGCAUAUUAAGAAAACAACCAUGCAUCUUAUUGGCUCGGCAGGUUUGAAGCGAAACAUGAUAGGAACCAUGAACCAAGCAACCCGCGAGCAUCUUAGAUGGAAGGCUAGUGAAGGCGCAUUCGACCUUAAGGAUGCAGUUUCAAACUUGAUAACGUCGUACAUGACACCGAAGCUGAUAAGUAACCUCAAACCAGAGACUCAAACAAAGCUUAUGGAUAAUUUCAAGGCCUUCAAUAUCGAAUGGUUUCGGUCACCCUUUGAUCCAUCUACCUGGAAGAUUAUAUACAAAGUCCAUAAGGCACGCAGAGACGCGACCGAAGUGAUAAAGGAAGCUCUCAAGAAGAGGAAAGAGUCGAGAGAAAAACAUGGAGACUUCCUCGAUACACUACUAGAGGACAUGGAGAAAGAAGGCAGCAUUUACGACCAAGAGUCAGUUAUAAGCCUCCUUUUAAUAAUUGGAGCCAUCUCUAAAGAUAGUACCUCUUUCACUACUGCCUUGACCGUGAACUAUAUAUCCAAAAACCCAAAAGUGCUUGCGGAGCUCAAGAAAGAACACGAGGCGAUCCUACAAAAGAGAGAAAAUAAGGAAGCUGGAGUUAGCUGGGAAGAAUACAAAAACAACACGACUUUCACCAGCAUGGGGAAAGAUUUGCGGUCAGGAUCGAAAACUUUGAUGGUGUUUGGAGGUGGAAUGAGACAGUGUGUGGGAGCAGAUUUUUUGAGACUUCAGAUGACAGUCUUCCUUCACCAUCUUGUAACAACUUAUGAUUUCUCGGUGGUCCAAGAAUGUCAGAUGAUUCGUACACCAUUACCUUGCCUCACCAAGAACCUGCUUAUAAACAUCUCCCCAAAGUCUCCCAAGUGA
Messenger RNA from Microthlaspi erraticum, 1260 nucleotides. Lineage: Eukaryota; Viridiplantae; Streptophyta; Magnoliopsida; Brassicales; Brassicaceae. The record is from the annotation of a GenBank genome assembly.